Mesorhabditis belari is the source of this 1170-nucleotide messenger RNA. The record is from the annotation of a GenBank genome assembly. NCBI's taxonomy places the organism in Eukaryota, Metazoa, Nematoda, Chromadorea, Rhabditida, Rhabditidae.
AUGCCUCACGACGGGCCGAUACAGCUAAAGAAUGGACAAAUACUCGGCAAACGAUGGAAAAUAAUAAAGAAGAUCGGAGAGGGAGGAUGUGGAUCGGUAUAUAAAGUCGAAGAAACGACCACCAAAGUCGAAGCCGCAUUGAAAGUCGAAAGCAACUACGUUCCUGGCGGUAGUGUGCUCAAAUUGGAAGUUUCGGUGCUUCGAAGGCUUUAUGGGAAACCCAAUGUGUGUCAACUGCUGCAUUCGGGCAAAAACAACACUUACUCGUACAUGGUGAUGACACUUCUCGGCGAAUCUCUCAAUCAUCUUUUCCGGAAAUGUGGCCGAGAGAUCAGCGUCUCGACACAAGUUCGCCUGGGAUUAAACAUCUUGCAUGGAUUGAAGCAGCUUCACGAUAUUGGAUACAUACACCGUGACAUCAAACCAGCCAACUUCGCCAUCGGUCCAACUGGAACACAAGCUGCCCACUUCAUCCAUAUUCUUGAUUUCGGCCUGUCACGCGAAUUCGUUCAACGCAGCAGCGAUGGAAAGAUGACAAUGCGACGUCCAAGAACUCGAUGUUUGUUCAGGGGAACAACUCGCUAUUGCUCGCUGAACACACAUGACAAAGGGGAGCAAUCGAGGGUUGACGAUCUGUGGUCAUUGCUCUACGUGAUGGCCGAGCUUCGAGGAACGCUUCCAUGGCAUGCCAGUCGAGACAAGAAGAAGGUGGCUGAAAUGAAGCGGUCAACAGCCGAUAAGAUGUUACUCUACAACAGCCCUGUCCAACUCCUCGAUUUCGCCGAACACCUUCGUGAGCUCAACUACUACACCCGUCCGAACUACAAGAAACUCGCCGAUUUGCUGAACGAGGUGAUGGCCGAAGGAUCCUUCAAAUUCACGGAUCAAUGGGAUUGGGAGAAGAGCAGCUGUCUUCGACGUAUUCUCAACAACAAAGAAAAGGAAAAGGAAAAGGAGAAGCCUCAACCCGUCUCUCUGGAGGAAAUUCAACAGGUCAAAGCGAUGCAAUCGGCAGAAAAGGUUGAAGAACAAAAUAUGAUGCAGCCGAUCAGCAGUCAAGAGCGUGUCGACUACAACCCCGGCUUGACGAAUCAAUUGCCACAGGCCACUUAUAACGACAUCAACAAUCCAUUCCCGAUCGAAGAUUUCGACACGUCUCCACUCGGCUUC